Messenger RNA from Guillardia theta CCMP2712, 840 nucleotides. RefSeq lists its product as hypothetical. NCBI's taxonomy places the organism in Eukaryota, Cryptophyceae, Pyrenomonadales, Geminigeraceae. Bases 1 to 840 code for a protein of 279 amino acids. The record is from RefSeq and is a predicted model, not a curated record. The transcript has a single exon.
AUGUCGCCGACAACAUCUGGUGGGCGGUAUGCGUCGUACAAGUGCGCGACAGCACGUUUGUUGGCUUGGCUGACUGAGAAGGAGCCACCGACGCCGCGAACGGUGCGCGCCAUGCUCAAUGCCGCACGCAGGCUGUCGGAGAGAUGCGAGAUGAUGCCAGCCGACGUCAAGGCAAGUCUCGAGCUCGCCAUCAAGUUGCGGAGGGAGGUUCACGAGCUGUACACUUCGCGUGUGGCGCAAACAAACCCCGACGACGAGCGCCAUGCUCACUUCAUCUCGGCCCUCGAACGUGUGCGCGCGUGGUUGCAGCCUCCUUCAAGCAAAGAAGAGAGGCGCGACGCUCCAACGAAGCAGCUUGAGCCUGAAGCCGAGGAGCUUGCGAACCGCUUCGAGUUGCUUGAUGUUGAGGAAGGUUGGGACGAAGUGGACGAGUCCGUGCCAAAGUCACAAAUGCUUGUGGGUAAAGACGUGCUCAUCGAUGGACUUACGAGUAAGCCAGAGUUAAAUGGACGUACGGGCUAUGUGGUUGAGCACCUCUCACACAACGGCCGUUACAAGGUUCGCUGCGGCGACGAAUUCUACAGCCUCAAGCCGGAAAACAUCAAGCAUGCUCCUAUGCAAGAAGCGGAGCAAGAGCAGUUUAUUCUUGGCGAGGCUAUCGAAUUUGAGGCGGCGUGCUUGAUGCUUGAUGUCCAGGCUGCGCUCGGCGAAGUGGCGACUGCUUGGAAUGACUACAAAACGGGCGCAUCUCGCUUCUUACCGCUGCCGCACUUACGAAUGCGUGCGUCAGCCACGCCGAGCAUCUCGCUAGUGCACUCGAGGCGAAGCAUCCUCGGCUAA